AUGGUGGAGGAUAAAUAUGUGGGCCUGGCGCUUGCUAUACCCCGUUUGGUGGGGGGCAUAAUAACGAUGGUCGUGGGAGAGAUUGCCAACUUUGCUGCAUACGCUUUUGCGCCGGCUAUACUGGUCACACCGUUAGGGGCCCUCAGCGUUUUGAUCGGUGCAGUGCUGGGAGCAUAUUUCCUGGACGAAAUAUUGGGCACAUUAGGCAAAUUGGGCUGCGCUGCCAGCCUGGUAGGUUCCGUCAUAAUCGUGUUGCAUGCUCCACCAGACAAGGAAAUCAAAACUGUCGAUGAGAUUCUACAAUAUGCUAUACAUCCAGGCUUCCUGCUAUAUUGUAUAGCGGUCGCUAUCUUUGCGAUUGUAAUGAUCUACAGAGUUGCUCCACGCUACGGAAAGAAAAAUCCUUUAAUAUACAUUUCGAUAUGUUCCACCGUUGGCUCUGUAUCUGUCAUGUCCGUGAAGGCUUUCGGGAUCGCCUUGAAACUUACGUUGAAUGGUAACAACCAAUUUGAUCAUCCUUCAACAUACGCCUUCGCCAUCGUCACGAUAGCGUGCAUUUUGACACAAAUGAACUAUUUCAAUAAAGCAUUGAGUCAAUUUUCCACAUCCAUGUACAGACGCUCACAAAAUUUGGUCAAAGUCAUGCUAACUAAAAUCAGAGUCAAUCCUCUAUAUUAUGUCACCUUCACCACCGCCACUCUCUGCGCCUCAUUCAUCCUAUUCCGUGGAUUCAACACCACAGAUCCCGUGAACACGAUAUCUUUACUCUGUGGCUUUCUGGUAAUCUUCAACGGUGUAUAUCUACUCAACCUCUCUAGAGGAGACCCGGAUGGCGCCAAGCUCCUCAAUGGUCACGUAUCGAACGGUGUCCCAACGGAUGGUAUCACUGGACUUCAGACCCGCCAUAGCAUGCAGGUAAGGAGAAGUCAUGAAGACGGGAGAUGGAGUCUAGGCAGUGCUGGCUACGGCAGACUCGACGAACGCGGUCGUCUCAUGCGUAGAAGCGAAGAACAGGACGUGGGUAUGAAUCUUGAAGAAUUAGCAGGGGAAAGCGAUGAGGAUCACCGUCAUUCGAAGACCGAAGAAGAUUACGACGAUGGGCGGCCGCUGAAGGUUGAAAGUCUAGAUGUGAACAAAUGUCUUGCCCACUACGAAAGGAAACCAUCUUGCCUAGCGGCCUUUGACUGUAAACAUUGCGUCAUGCACCUGCAUAUCCCUUCGAAAAAAUUUGCGCAACAAAAGUUGACGUUGGUCCGUGAGCACCCUACUACUUCAAACCCUUGA
Messenger RNA from Bacidia gigantensis, 1284 nucleotides. RefSeq lists its product as uncharacterized. Lineage: Eukaryota; Fungi; Ascomycota; Lecanoromycetes; Lecanorales; Ramalinaceae. Gene Ontology annotation, molecular function: magnesium ion transmembrane transporter activity. The record is from RefSeq and is a predicted model, not a curated record. Gene Ontology annotation, cellular component: membrane. Gene Ontology annotation, biological process: magnesium ion transport. The transcript is spliced from 4 exons. Bases 1 to 1284 code for a protein of 427 amino acids.